This is a messenger RNA of Anopheles marshallii, 963 nucleotides long. Its product is annotated as RNA-binding protein 42. Gene Ontology annotation, molecular function: mRNA binding. The record is from RefSeq and is a predicted model, not a curated record. NCBI's taxonomy places the organism in Eukaryota, Metazoa, Arthropoda, Insecta, Diptera, Culicidae. The transcript is spliced from 5 exons. The coding region runs from base 1 to 963 and encodes 320 amino acids.
AUGGGUACCAAACGAAAGAAUAUGGAGGAUGAAAUGUCUCGAUUCGAGGCAGAGAUCUCUAGUGCAACAGUGUCGUAUUCGGCGCUUCCAUCAGUGCCAGCUGUAUCUGGUAAUCCCUUCAUACCUUCGCAGGUACGAACAGUCAUCGGAUCUCAAACGUACAAUCAGGUGCAGCAAAAACUGGCGCAAGUACCACCGAGGCUGCCACCACCACCAAUGCCUCCCUUUAUGCCAGCAUACAGUGCUCAGCCGCAACCAUUAAUGCCGCAAAAGUCUUAUUCAACGGAACCGACGCCGGUCAUUGUCAGCAGUGCACCGAAGCUGUACACCGCCCGACCUACCGUAGGCAUUGCAACGAAGUCAGAUUCAUCUUCCGGGCCAUCGAGCAGUGGCACAUCGGCCGUCCAAUCGUACGAUAUUGCAAACAUUCAGUACGAAGUAACGACCAAGAUUAAAAAGCCUAAAACGGAAAAGUCUGGACCAAAUCCAAUAGCUGAGGAAGCGAUUAAAGCAGCCCGGGCUUCAUCAGCGUUACAAUCCUUCGGAAACAGCGAAAGACGAGGGAAGAAAGACAAAAAACAAACAGUACGCGUAGCCGGCGGACAAACCUGGGAAGAUAUGUCAUUAUCAGACUGGCCAGAAGACGAUUUUCGCAUAUUCUGUGGCGAUCUCGGAAAUGAUGUGAACGACGAACUGCUGACGCGAACAUUUAACAAAUUUCCCUCAUUUCAACGUGCCAAAGUGAUACGUGAUAAGCGAACGAGCAAGAGCAAGGGCUAUGGCUUCGUGAGUUUUAAGGAUCCGCAGGACUUCAUACGUGCAAUGAAGGAAAUGGACGGACGGUACGUAGGAAGCCGACCAAUCAAACUUCGCAAGAGCACGUGGAAAAAUCGGAGCAUCGAUGUGGUACGGAAAAAGGAGAAGGAAAAACAAGCGCUACUAAGCCUCUUCAAUCAGAGCUAG